Messenger RNA from Necator americanus (New World hookworm), 207 nucleotides. RefSeq lists its product as uncharacterized. The coding region runs from base 1 to 207 and encodes 68 amino acids. The record is from RefSeq and is a predicted model, not a curated record. Lineage: Eukaryota; Metazoa; Nematoda; Chromadorea; Rhabditida; Ancylostomatidae. The transcript has 2 exons.
AUGAGCACUAGGGCGGAUUCGAACCUCCGAUCGAUCGUGCACGAAGCGGAACCUCUAACCGCUACACUACACACACCACACCAAAAAGAUAUGGUAACGGAAUACAAAUUCAUGACUGAAAGACGGAAUGUUGUGUUUACGGAUCUUUUUGUGGUCUUGUUCUCUUGUGAGAUUAAACCAUGUCGCUCAAUAUUUCUUCUUUUGUAA